Messenger RNA from Gilbertella persicaria, 387 nucleotides. RefSeq lists its product as uncharacterized. Lineage: Eukaryota; Fungi; Mucoromycota; Mucoromycetes; Mucorales; Choanephoraceae. The transcript has 2 exons. Gene Ontology annotation, cellular component: nucleus. The record is from RefSeq and is a predicted model, not a curated record. Gene Ontology annotation, molecular function: RNA polymerase II cis-regulatory region sequence-specific DNA binding; DNA-binding transcription factor activity, RNA polymerase II-specific. The annotation marks the transcript as partial. Gene Ontology annotation, biological process: regulation of transcription by RNA polymerase II.
AUGGAUAUACUCAACUUACUUAAUCACCCUAUUCCUUCCCAUAAACCAUACAAGUGUAACUGGCAUGAGUGCGAAAAAAGGUUUUCUAGGAGGUCUGAUUUAUCACGGCAUCGUCGAAUACAUACAGGAGAAAGACCUUUUCAGUGUCAUUGGUUUAAUUGCCACAAACAAUUUAUUCAACGUUCUGCCUUGACGGUUCAUUUAAGAACACAUACAGGCGAAAGACCUCAUUUGUGUGAAGUGCCCUCUUGUAGGAAAGCAUUUAGUGAUUCUUCUUCACUUGCUCGUCAUAGGAGAACACAUACAGGAACACGCCCUUAUGCUUGUGAAUGUGGGAAAUCAUUUACUCGCAAAACAACACUGUUAAGGCAUCGAGAAACACGUCAC